Molecule: messenger RNA, 1506 nt
Organism: Carlito syrichta (Philippine tarsier)
Lineage: Eukaryota; Metazoa; Chordata; Mammalia; Primates; Tarsiidae
Product: myosin-11-like
Exons: 9
Coding region: 94-1506 (470 amino acids)
Cellular component (GO): myosin complex
Source: RefSeq, a predicted model, not a curated record
CUGGAGCAGAAGCACACACAGCUGGCCGAGGAGAAGAACUUGCUGCAGGAACAGCUACAGGCGGAGACCGAGCUGUAUGCGGAGGCUGAGGAGAUGCGCGUGCGUCUGGCAGCCAAGAAACAGGAGCUGGAGGAGAUCCUGCACGAGAUGGAGGCCCGCCUGGAGGAGGAGGAAGACAGGGGCCAGCAGCUACAGGCUGAAAGGAAGAAGAUGGCCCAGCAGAUGCUGGAUCUGGAGGAACAGCUGGAGGAGGAGGAAGCUGCAAGGCAGAAACUCCAACUCGAGAAGGUCACAGCUGAGGCCAAGAUCAAGAAACUGGAGGAUGACAUCCUGGUCAUGGAUGAUCAGAACAACAAACUAUCCAAGGAGCGAAAACUUCUUGAAGAGAGGAUUAGUGACUUAACGACAAAUCUUGCAGAAGAAGAAGAAAAGGCCAAGAAUCUUACCAAGUUGAAAAACAAGCACGAAUCUAUGAUUUCAGAACUGGAAGUGCGGCUGAAGAAGGAGGAGAAGAGCCGGCAGGAGCUGGAGAAGUUGAAGCGGAAGCUGGAGGGUGAUGCUAGCGACUUCCACGAGCAGAUUGCCGACCUCCAGGCCCAGAUUGCCGAGCUCAAGAUGCAACUGGCCAAGAAGGAGGAGGAACUGCAGGCAGCCCUGGCCAGGCUUGACGAUGAAAUCGCCCAGAAGAACAACGCCCUGAAGAAGAUCCGGGAGCUGGAAGGCCACAUCUCUGACCUCCAAGAGGACCUGGACUCUGAGCGAGCUGCCAGGAACAAGGCCGAGAAGCAGAAGCGAGAUCUGGGCGAGGAGCUGGAGGCCCUGAAGACAGAGUUGGAGGAUACGCUGGACAGCACAGCCACCCAGCAGGAGCUCAGGGCCAAGAGGGAGCAGGAGGUGACUGUGCUGAAGAAGGCCUUGGACGAGGAGACACGGUCCCACGAAGCGCAGGUGCAGGAGAUGAGGCAGAAGCACGCACAGGCGGUGGAAGAGCUUACAGAACAGCUGGAGCAAUUCAAGAGGGCCAAGGCCAACCUGGACAAGAGCAAGCAGACGUUGGAGAAGGAGAACGCAGACCUGGCGGGCGAGUUACGCAUGCUGGGCCAGGCCAAGCAGGAGGUGGAGCACAAGAAGAAGAAGCUGGAGGCACAGCUGCAGGAGCUGCAGUCCAAGUGCAGUGAUGGGGAGCGUGCCCGGGCAGAACUCAACGACAAGGUCCACAAGCUGCAGGUGAGGCGGCACCCAGCCAGGCAGGGAUGCUUCGCCAGCCAGCUGAAGUCUCUCUUGCUGCCCAGCAAGUCAUUUCCUCUAGCAACAUUCCUCGCGGGGAGGAGAGGGCUUCUACUAACCCACCUCUCGGCCUCUCAGAGUGAAGUGGAGAGUGUCACGGGGAUGCUCAACGAGGCUGAGGGGAAGGCCAUCAAGCUGGCCAAGGACGUGGCAUCCCUUGGGUCCCAGCUCCAGGACACCCAGGUGAGCGUCCUGCCACAUCCUCUGGGGGGGGCCUAG